Paramecium octaurelia is the source of this 513-nucleotide messenger RNA. The record is from the annotation of a GenBank genome assembly. NCBI's taxonomy places the organism in Eukaryota, Ciliophora, Oligohymenophorea, Peniculida, Parameciidae.
AUGGCCAAGACUCUAAAGGUUUCAUUUUUUUAAAAGUAUUUUUGUUGUGGAACCUCUUCAGAUAUCUAAGAACCAAAAACAGCAACAAACACAGAUAUUGUAACAACUACAAUAUCUGAAUAUUUGAAAUCGAAUGAGAAGGAUCCUUCCUUGUAUUAUCUAUACUUCGUGGAUGGUUGUUAUUAGGACAAGGUGAGAAAGAUUAAAACAUAGCAUCCUCUUAAAGAUUUGUUAAUUAGUGAGACCCUUACAGAAAUUGCACAUCUUUCAUGUCCAAUAUGUUUCAGAUAUUUUAAUUGUAAAUUUGAAUUAUUAGUAUUUUAAGACAUAUUAACGUCAUGUUGUUGUAUCAAUCAGAUUUGCCAUAUAUGUGCCUUAGAGUUUUAACGAUAAAAGUGUCACUUCUGUUUGAAUGAGAUUUGCACAUAUAACGACGCCGAUGCAACAACAUAAAAAAUAUAUACAGAUUCAUAGGGAAUGCAAUUAAUAGCUUUGAAAUUACAAAAACAUUGA